Callorhinchus milii (elephant shark) is the source of this 498-nucleotide messenger RNA. RefSeq names its product proline-rich protein 2-like. The coding region runs from base 1 to 498 and encodes 165 amino acids. Lineage: Eukaryota; Metazoa; Chordata; Chondrichthyes; Chimaeriformes; Callorhinchidae. The transcript has a single exon. The record is from RefSeq and is a predicted model, not a curated record.
AUGUUCCACCUGCGGCAGCACCCAGACCCCCUGCAGCACCCAGACCCCCUGCAGCACCCAGACCCCCAGCAGCACCCAGACCCCCAGCAGCACCCAGACCCCCUGCAGCACCCAGACCCCAGCAGCACCCAGACCCCAGCAGCACCCAGACCCCCAGCAUCACCAGACCCUGCAGCACCCAGACCCCCUGCAGCACCCAGACCCUCUGCAGCAUCCAGACCCCCUGCAGCACCCAGACCCCCUGCAGCACCCAGACCCCCUGCAGCACCCAGACCCCCUGCAGCACCCAGACCCCCUGCAGCACCCAGACCCCCAGCAGCACCCAGACCCCCUUCAGCACCGAGACUCCCUGCAGCACCCAGAUGCCCUUCAGCACCCAGAUCCCCUUCAGCACCCAGACCCCUGCAGCAGCACAAGACCCCCUGCGGCAGCACCCAAACCCCCUGCGGCAGCAGCCAGACCCCCUGCAGCACCCAGAACCCUGCGGCAGCACCCUGA